This is a messenger RNA of Zonotrichia leucophrys gambelii, 1470 nucleotides long. RefSeq names its product POU domain, class 5, transcription factor 3-like. Gene Ontology annotation, biological process: regulation of transcription by RNA polymerase II. NCBI's taxonomy places the organism in Eukaryota, Metazoa, Chordata, Aves, Passeriformes, Passerellidae. The transcript is spliced from 5 exons. The record is from RefSeq and is a predicted model, not a curated record. Bases 1 to 1158 code for a protein of 385 amino acids. Gene Ontology annotation, molecular function: DNA-binding transcription factor activity, RNA polymerase II-specific; RNA polymerase II cis-regulatory region sequence-specific DNA binding.
AUGUUCAGCCCGGACGGGGGGCUGCCGGCCGCCCCCUUCGGCCUUCUGACCGACGCCGGACCUCCCUUCCCCCGCGGCAGCUUCGACGGAGCGCCCGCACAGCCGCUCUUCUUCCCCUUCGCCGCCACGGCCGAGCCCGAGCCCGCCCGCGACCCGCCGCCGGCCCGCGCCUGGCUGCCCCCGCCCGUGCCCGCGCCGCCCGCCAAGGUGGAGGCGCGCCCGGGCCGGCCCUGCAGCCAGCCCGAGCCCGAGCCCCGCGCCGCCGCUUGCUGCGGCCCGGCCUGGCCGCCUCCGCCCUGGGCUGGCCCGGCGCCCUCCGGCCCCGCCGCCCUGCCCGGGCCGCCCUUCCCCGGCCCGGCUGCCCCUGCCUUCCCCGGCCCCCAGCUCUGCCCCUCCGCGCUGCAGCCGGGCUCCGGCGGCCCGUCGGGGCUGGGCAGCAGCGGCAGCUCCAGCGGCGCCGCCAGCGAGGGCGGACACUCCAGCGACAGCGGUGAGGAGGAUGCGCCAACCUCAGGAGAGCUGGAGCAGUUCGCCAAGGACCUCAAGCACAAGCGCAUCAUGCUGGGCUUCACCCAGGCUGACGUGGGGCUGGCGCUGGGCACCCUCUACGGGAAGAUGUUCAGCCAGACAACCAUCUGCCGCUUUGAAGCGCUCCAGCUCAGCUUCAAGAACAUGUGCAAGCUAAAGCCGCUGUUGCAGCGCUGGCUCAACGAGGCGGAGAACACGGACAACAUGCAAGAGAUGUGCAAUGCAGAGCAAGUACUAGCCCAAGCCCGGAAGAGAAAACGUAGGACCAGCAUCGAGACCAACGUGAAAGGGACACUGGAGAGCUUCUUCCGCAAAUGUGUGAAGCCCAGUCCCCAGGAGAUCUCUCAGAUCGCUGAGGACCUCAACCUGGAUAAAGAUGUGGUCCGGGUCUGGUUCUGCAACCGGCGUCAGAAAGGCAAAAGGCUGCUGCUGCCCUACGGCAACGAGACAGAGGGGAUGAUGUAUGACAUGAACCAGCCCCUGGUGCCCUCCACUCUGCCCAUCCCAGUGACGUCCCAGGGCUACAGCCUGGCACCCUCCCCUCCUGUCUACAUGCCGACCUUCCACAAAGCUGAGAUGUUCCCACAAGCGCUGCAGCCUGGGCUCUCCAUGAGUAACAGUGGCCACUGAACCAGGGGCUGUGGGCUCACUGCAGGUGGGCUGGUGCUCUGAGGCAGCUCCCCUUGUCUUUGUGUCACACAAGCAUAGCCCUGCUUCUGCUUGCUGGGCUGAUGUGUGCGGCUUUUGGGGUGCAAGGGGCUGAGAGCCUGACCCAGGGAUGGUGCCUGCUCUCUGCAGAUGCUCCCAGCCCUUCCCUGUUCUAUGAGCUUACUGGUCCCAGCAGCGUGGGCCCCCCUCCCGAUCUCUCCUGGAGCCAGCUCCUCCUGCCCUACUGCACCCUCUGAAGCCACAUGUGCCCAGUGCUCUUGAGCCCGUGCCUGG